Messenger RNA from Penicillium subrubescens, 786 nucleotides. RefSeq lists its product as uncharacterized. The record is from RefSeq and is a predicted model, not a curated record. Bases 1 to 786 code for a protein of 261 amino acids. The transcript has a single exon. Lineage: Eukaryota; Fungi; Ascomycota; Eurotiomycetes; Eurotiales; Aspergillaceae.
AUGCCUAAUAAGCUAAUUAAGCAAGGGUAUAAGAUCUUCGCCCUAGCAGAGCGUGGCUAUAUUUGGACGUUUACAAGGAGUAGCCGUUUCUGGGGUAUCGUGGACCUUUCUCGCUGGCGUGAUAUCAGCCCUACCAGCUCUACGGUGCCGGAGAUGAUCCGCAGGCUUCCUGGGCUUAGCGGGGUUAUUAGCCAGGCCAGUAGCUACGCUUCCGGCCAAUCUUCUGACCAAACCUGUGCCCAAACCAGCGGUCAAACCAGCGGCUACAUCGAAUCUUAUACAUUUCUCGCAUCGGCUACUAGCCACGCUGCUAGCCACGCUACCAGCCAAUCCAGUAGCCAAUCCAGUGGCCAAUCCAGUGGCCAAACCACGCCCUACACGGUCUACAUGGGCAGUUACUUCUCUACGGUUGGCCUAUUCAAAGCGCUGCGAGAUAUACGAUGUGGCGCAUGUGGCACUACACGUAAAUCAAGCGGGAUUCCCUCUUACCUGGCCGAGCUUAAAGACCAUAUCAAAUCUAUCCCCUGGGGUAAAUUAUAUGCAUCUGAGGCUGAGGGGGUUCUCUGUCUCGUAUGGCAGGAUAAUAAUAUAACACUACUACUAUCUACUAUCCAUUGGCCAUAUCACUAUGUAAAGGCCGAGAGGAAGCGGCCAGCAGCUACCUCUACCAACGCAGCUAUCGCGCGUGCUCCCUUUGGUAAUAAUUUCAAGGAGGAAUUAAAUAUCCCUAAGGUUAUUAACGAUUAUAACCGUUAUAUGGAUGGUGCGGGUAUCGCAAAUCAGUAG